Messenger RNA from Rattus rattus (black rat), 5262 nucleotides. It is a transcript of the gene Kcnma1, whose product is annotated as potassium calcium-activated channel subfamily M alpha 1. Lineage: Eukaryota; Metazoa; Chordata; Mammalia; Rodentia; Muridae. The record is from RefSeq and is a predicted model, not a curated record. The transcript has 33 exons. Bases 21 to 3977 code for a protein of 1318 amino acids. Gene Ontology annotation, cellular component: postsynaptic membrane. Gene Ontology annotation, biological process: potassium ion transport; transmembrane transport. Gene Ontology annotation, molecular function: large conductance calcium-activated potassium channel activity.
CCGGCCGUCCGUUGCUAGCUAUGGCAAACGGUGGCGGCGGCGGCGGCGGCGGCAGCAGCGGCAGCAGCGGCGGCGGCGGCGGCGGCGGCGGAGGCAGCGGUCUUAGAAUGAGCAGCAAUAUCCACGCGAACCAUCUCAGCCUAGACGCGUCCUCUUCUUCCUCCUCCUCUUCCUCCUCGUCCUCGGUCCACGAGCCCAAGAUGGAUGCGCUCAUCAUCCCGGUGACCAUGGAGGUGCCGUGCGACAGCCGGGGCCAACGCAUGUGGUGGGCUUUCUUGGCCUCCUCCAUGGUGACUUUCUUCGGGGGCCUCUUCAUCAUCUUGCUCUGGCGGACGCUCAAGUACCUGUGGACCGUUUGCUGCCACUGCGGGGGCAAGACGAAGGAGGCCCAGAAGAUAAACAAUGGCUCCAGCCAGGCAGAUGGUACUCUCAAGCCAGUGGACGAAAAAGAGGAGGUGGUGGCAGCCGAGGUCGGCUGGAUGACAUCUGUGAAGGACUGGGCAGGGGUGAUGAUAUCUGCCCAGACACUGACUGGCAGAGUCCUGGUUGUGUUAGUCUUUGCUCUCAGCAUUGGUGCCCUUGUAAUAUACUUCAUAGACUCAUCAAACCCAAUAGAAUCCUGCCAGAAUUUCUACAAAGAUUUCACAUUACAGAUCGACAUGGCUUUCAACGUGUUCUUCCUUCUCUACUUUGGCUUGCGGUUUAUUGCAGCCAAUGAUAAGCUGUGGUUCUGGCUGGAAGUGAAUUCUGUAGUAGAUUUCUUCACAGUCCCUCCCGUGUUUGUGUCUGUAUACUUAAACAGAAGUUGGCUUGGCUUGAGAUUUUUAAGAGCUCUCAGACUGAUACAGUUUUCAGAAAUUUUGCAGUUUCUGAAUAUCCUUAAAACAAGUAAUUCCAUCAAGCUGGUGAACCUGCUCUCCAUAUUUAUCAGCACGUGGCUGACUGCAGCUGGAUUCAUCCACUUGGUGGAGAAUUCAGGGGACCCAUGGGAAAAUUUCCAAAACAACCAGGCACUUACGUACUGGGAAUGUGUCUACUUACUCAUGGUCACAAUGUCUACAGUGGGUUACGGGGAUGUUUAUGCAAAAACCACGCUUGGACGCCUCUUCAUGGUCUUCUUCAUCCUCGGGGGACUGGCCAUGUUUGCCAGCUACGUCCCUGAAAUCAUAGAGUUAAUAGGAAACCGCAAGAAAUACGGGGGCUCCUAUAGCGCGGUUAGUGGAAGAAAGCACAUUGUAGUCUGUGGGCACAUUACUCUGGAGAGUGUCUCUAACUUCCUGAAGGACUUUCUGCACAAGGACCGGGAUGAUGUCAACGUGGAGAUUGUUUUUCUUCACAACAUCUCCCCUAACCUUGAGCUUGAGGCUCUGUUCAAACGGCAUUUUACUCAGGUGGAGUUUUAUCAGGGCUCUGUCCUCAAUCCACACGAUCUUGCCAGAGUCAAGAUAGAGUCAGCAGAUGCAUGUUUGAUCCUUGCCAAUAAGUACUGCGCUGACCCGGAUGCAGAAGAUGCCUCCAACAUCAUGAGAGUGAUCUCCAUAAAGAACUACCACCCAAAGAUCAGGAUCAUCACUCAGAUGCUGCAGUAUCACAACAAGGCCCAUCUGCUCAACAUCCCCAGCUGGAACUGGAAAGAGGGUGAUGACGCAAUAUGCCUUGCAGAGCUCAAGUUGGGUUUCAUAGCCCAGAGCUGUCUGGCUCAAGGCCUCUCCACAAUGCUUGCCAAUCUCUUCUCUAUGAGGUCAUUCAUAAAGAUUGAGGAAGAUACAUGGCAGAAAUACUACUUGGAAGGAGUCUCCAAUGAAAUGUACACAGAAUAUCUUUCCAGUGCCUUCGUGGGUCUGUCCUUCCCUACUGUUUGUGAGCUGUGUUUUGUGAAGCUUAAGCUCCUGAUGAUAGCCAUUGAGUACAAGUCUGCCAACAGGGAGAGCCGAAGCCGAAAGCGAAUAUUAAUUAACCCUGGGAACCACCUUAAGAUCCAAGAAGGUACUUUAGGAUUUUUCAUCGCAAGUGAUGCCAAAGAAGUUAAAAGGGCAUUUUUUUACUGCAAGGCCUGUCAUGAUGACGUCACAGAUCCCAAAAGAAUUAAAAAAUGCGGCUGCAGGCGGCUGAUCUAUUCCAAGAUGUCCAUCUACAAGAGAAUGAGCCGAGCAUGUUGUUUUGAUUGCGGACGUUCUGAGCGUGACUGCUCGUGCAUGUCAGGCCGUGUGCGUGGUAACGUGGACACCCUUGAGAGAAACUUCCCGCUUUCUUCUGUCUCUGUUAAUGAUUGCUCCACCAGUUUCCGUGCCUUUGAAGAUGAGCAACCGCCAACACUGUCACCAAAAAAAAAACAACGUAAUGGGGGCAUGAGGAACUCACCCAACACAUCCCCGAAGCUGAUGAGGCAUGACCCCUUGUUAAUUCCUGGCAACGAUCAGAUUGACAACAUGGACUCCAAUGUGAAAAAGUAUGACUCCACUGGAAUGUUUCACUGGUGCGCACCCAAGGAGAUUGAGAAAGUCAUCUUGACUCGAAGUGAAGCUGCCAUGACUGUCCUGAGUGGUCAUGUUGUAGUCUGCAUCUUUGGGGAUGUCAGCUCAGCCCUGAUUGGCCUCCGGAACCUGGUGAUGCCGCUUCGUGCUAGCAAUUUUCACUAUCAUGAGCUCAAACACAUUGUGUUUGUGGGCUCCAUCGAGUACCUCAAGCGGGAGUGGGAAACACUGCACAACUUCCCCAAAGUAUCCAUAUUGCCUGGUACGCCAUUAAGUCGGGCUGAUUUAAGGGCUGUCAACAUCAACCUCUGUGACAUGUGCGUUAUCCUGUCAGCCAAUCAGAAUAAUAUUGAUGAUACUUCGCUUCAGGACAAGGAAUGCAUCUUGGCGUCACUCAACAUCAAAUCUAUGCAGUUUGAUGACAGCAUCGGGGUCUUGCAGGCUAAUUCCCAAGGAUUCACACCUCCUGGAAUGGACAGAUCAUCACCUGACAACAGCCCAGUGCACGGGAUGUUACGCCAGCCGUCCAUCACAACCGGAGUCAACAUUCCCAUCAUCACGGAACUCGCUAAGCCGGGCAAGUUGCCUUUGGUAUCAGUCAAUCAGGAAAAAAACAGUGGGACGCACAUUCUAAUGAUAACGGAGUUGGUGAACGAUACUAAUGUUCAGUUUUUGGACCAAGACGAUGAUGAUGACCCUGACACAGAGCUGUACCUCACACAGCCCUUUGCUUGUGGGACAGCAUUUGCCGUUAGCGUCCUGGACUCACUCAUGAGCGCGACAUACUUCAAUGACAAUAUCCUCACCCUAAUACGGACCCUGGUGACAGGAGGAGCCACGCCAGAGCUCGAAGCUUUAAUAGCUGAGGAGAAUGCACUUCGAGGGGGUUACAGCACUCCGCAGACACUAGCCAACAGGGACCGUUGCCGAGUGGCCCAGUUAGCCCUGUUGGAUGGGCCCUUUGCGGACUUAGGGGAUGGUGGUUGUUAUGGUGAUCUAUUCUGCAAAGCUCUGAAAACAUAUAACAUGCUUUGUUUUGGAAUUUACCGGCUGAGAGAUGCCCACCUCAGUACCCCCAGCCAGUGUACAAAAAGGUACGUCAUCACCAAUCCCCCCUACGAGUUUGAACUCGUACCGACAGACCUGAUCUUCUGCCUGAUGCAGUUUGACCACAACGCUGGCCAAUCCCGGGCCAGUCUGUCUCAUUCCUCCCACUCCUCACAGUCGUCCAGUAAGAAGAGCUCCUCUGUCCACUCCAUCCCGUCCACAGCAAAUCGGCCAAACCGGCCCAAGUCCAGGGAGUCCCGCGACAAACAGAAUGCAACAAGGAUGACUAGAAUGGGCCAAGCAGAAAAGAAAUGGUUUACAGAUGAGACGGAUAAUGCCUAUCCCAGAAACAUUCAAAUCAAGCCCAUGAGUACCCACAUGGCUAACCAGAUCAACCAAUAUAAAUCCACAAGCAGCCUGAUCCCUCCAAUCAGAGAAGUUGAAGAUGAAUGUUGACUCCCAGGAGACCAGAACUAUUUUUUUAAAGGCUGACAAACUGCAUAAAUGGUGACGUGACUUCUCUUCCUCUUACAUGCUGAAUCACUGGUGGAAACACUAGAAUAUGCAAGAAUUGCAAGAAAAUAAAAUUAGACAGAUCUUUCUCUUUGCCUUGAAUAUUGCUUCCAUGUAUUUUGGGAAAGAAAAUUAUUUCAUUUAUAAAUGAACAUACUAAAAUAGUCAUGUAUAGUUCCUAGUGUUUUAAAUUAUUUUUAUUUAUUAGAAAGAGAAAUAUAUUUUUCUUUUUUUCAUUGUCAGAUAUCUUCCCAUAUAUCACAGCAAUGCAAAAUUAAAAUGAGUAAGUGGCCAGAUUCCUUAAUGCACAUUUCUCUUCUUUCUCUCUUUUUGAGGAGAAUGAUGGUCACCACCCCAAUUUGUAAUGAAGGGAAAUGGAUUACUAAAACAAAUUUAAGAUGGCCAACAAUGUACACACAUAUUUUAGUAAAUCAAAAAUAAAAAGUAAAAGAAGUGGAGGUGAAUAUUAUUUCCCUCUCUCCCAGACAGGUGUAUGUUUUGAUCUGCAUUGACACCAGCUCUUACAAAUCAGACUUCAUUAUCUUCACAGUUGAAAGUCAUCUCUUUGUAGUUUCAGUUUUCCUCCAGUGUUUCUUAUCCUUUGUUCAUAUAUUUAGAAGAAAGAGCUUCUUGCAAUGUUUCUGCAGUUGCCAGAUCAGGUUUAAGCACCCAGCUCAGGAUAUGGGGGGAAGGGUUUAUAGGCACACCUAGAAUAUGAAGGUCAUGAGCAAGAGGCACCCAGGAGCAGGCUCUGUUGUUCUCAUGGUGAGGCCUCCUCCACCAUGUUUUAUGCUCCUUGUUUCAUACUUCUGAGUCACCCAAGCAAGUUAUGUGGACUGUGGGAGGAUCUGGAAUGUUCUUUUCCUUAUUCAGAGCUUUUAGCCUGAAAGUUGGUGAACAUCAACGCAUAGUUUUACCUAACAAUAGGAUCUAAGAAGUAUGCAUGCUUAUCACAAAUUUUUGGUUUAGAAGUCAGACAAUGUUCACUGUCAAGGAAAUGACUUUUGCUCAAAUUUUCAUUUGCUGGCUUUCCUUGGUCGAAUCGCUGGGACAAAAACAUUCAAACUUACUAAAAUACUUACGAAAACAAAACCAACCGACCAACUAACCAAACAAACAAAAACCAGUAACAACCAAAAGGAAAGUAAGUCAUGCUCUUAACAUAGACUGUUAGAAAAAGGCCUUUGAAAAUUACCAGCAAUGAAAUAAAAUGUAUCAGCCACUUCAA